This is a messenger RNA of Dioscorea cayenensis subsp. rotundata (Guinea yam), 1331 nucleotides long. RefSeq lists its product as uncharacterized. NCBI's taxonomy places the organism in Eukaryota, Viridiplantae, Streptophyta, Magnoliopsida, Dioscoreales, Dioscoreaceae. The transcript is spliced from 5 exons. The coding region runs from base 149 to 1276 and encodes 375 amino acids. The record is from RefSeq and is a predicted model, not a curated record.
CAUUAAAGAAAUCCAUAUCUUAGAAUCGAAGGCUCCCUCUAAACGUUGCUUCUCGUCGUCUUCUUCUUCGAGUUCUCGCCGAGAGAGUCAUCCGAUUUCCAGGGAGAUCUACUCAGGCUCCGGUGACUACACCGCCGUCCCUGGAUUAAUGGAGCCGGCGAAGAUCGACUGGAAGCGCAUUGAGUCAAAGUUCGUCCAUGAUGAGCUCUACGAGCGCAUCAAUGCACCGAAAUGGGCGGAUCUAUCCACCCCUAAUCAGCCCGUAGUGGAUGACGAGACUUGGUUCUGCCGCCCGGAUUGCCGGCACCCCAAGACCGCCGAGGACUUCCGUCGAAUGUCUCCCAGUCCCAAGAUGAAGCACUUCCCGCUCGGCGAGAGGAAUGGUAAUCAAAGAGAUGGCAAUCUCAAGAGAAGAGGAGGGAUUGCUGCAUUGCUCUCCUCUUCAUCCUUCAGAGAAGCACCAAAGGCAAAGCUCACUUCCAUGAAUCUAUGUGAGGAUCUUGAGAACCAGGACCCCAAUUUAUGUAACAAGAAUGCCACUACUACUCCACCUGCAAGCUGUUCGAAGGCGAUGCCGAAGAUUCUCAAGGAGGGCAUCAAGUCUAGCUCAGAGAAGAACAAGGAAGAGGUGGGGCAGGAAUGUGGGCACAAGAAGCUGGCGCCGAAGCUGAGGAGCACACUCUCGGCGAGGAAUUUGUUUGCUGGCAAGGAUAUAUUGGGACAGAUAUCAGAGUUCUGUCAGGAGAUCAAGAAGUUGAUUGUCAUGAAGGAGGGGUCUUCUGCUGCCCAGGAAGAGGUCAAAAAGGAAGAACUAGAAGUGGUGGAGAAGAAGGUUUCGGAUAAAGAAGUUCCAAAGAGUUUGAAUAUGAAUUCCAACAUGGAUGGCAAGAGAAAGGGUGGGCUUAUGAAGAAAGGUGAUAUGAUGCUGAAAGUUGAGAAAGUGGAGGAGAAAUGCAAGAAGAAUGGUGAUGAGAAUUCACCAUUACUGAAAAAAGAAGCAGUGAGAUCAUGCCCGCCUACACCGCAGCGAUUUCCUUCUCCUGCAACUAGGCGCCUCAAGAGCACCAAAGCUGCUGCUGCUGCUGCUGCUACUAGUUCCCCUCUUAAAUCUACAACACCGCAGAGGGGAAUUCUUAGAGAGCUGGUGCAGAGCAGUGUAGAGAAGAAGCCAUUAAGAGCAAUGGAUGAGAACAGUGCUUCUGUUUCUGAUGAAAAUGAGGGGAAAUCUCUGGAUGUGUUCUGGUUCCUGAAGCCUUGCAAUUACUUAUCUAAGUGAUACUGUUCGAUUCUUAUUGUUUUGUUUGUUUAUACAUAUUCAUCAUUCAUUUUCA